UAGCAUAAAGACUGGAAGCAGAGGGAAACUGCUAGCGUAGCUUAGCAUAAAGACUGGAAGCAGAGGGAAACUGCUAGCGUAGCUCCACAGGUGUCGACUUUGUGUCACUUCCUGAUGUCACCUGCCUUUAAACUAAAUGUUGUCUGGUCCUGUGUCGCCAUGGAAACGCGUCGUCACUUCCUGUUCCAGCAUGAAAGCAUGAUGUCAUUAGCCUGCUUGUGUUGAAGCUGAUUGGUCGCUUGCAGUCACAUGUCUGUAUAUUGAUCCACUUUUUAUUUAUAUAAAGUUGUAAAAAUUUAAAAAGUUUAUGUAGAAAAAAACUGUAGAUUUAGAUGAAAUUAUAAGUGAUCAAUAGAUAUUCAAAUCAAUAUUUAAAAUCAAACGAAUGAUUCAGUUAAAGUGACAGAUGAAAGUAAUUAAAGCUUUUUUAAUUGAUUUCAGCAGAAAUAGCUGAGUCUGCACUUCCUGUUCGUAUGUUGCUGUUUGUUGUAAAUGUCACAUGUUGAAACUUUGCACUCGUGAUGUAAAAAAUAAAGUUUUUUCUUCUGAAAUAAGAAACUUGGCUGUAAAUGAGUCCAGAAAUAAUAAUCAGAUCAAUCAUCUAUCUAUCUAUCUAUUAUCUAUCAUCAAUCGAUCAGCAGUUAAACAUGUGGAGCCAACAGUUGGUACAGUUGGUGAUAUCAGACCUGAUGCAUGUAUGAAGCGUGUUGGAUUCAACAUGUGAAACAGAGCAGGAGGGUUUUUAUAUGAACACAGUACAACGCUGCCCUCUAGUGGACGUCCUGGUUUCCUGCUGCUCCAGACAGUAAACUAACUGAUACAUGAUCAAUUAUUAAACUUACUGUAUCAUAUCGGAGGAAUGACAGGUGAUGAUUAUGGGUAUUGAUUGCAUGAUUAGUGAGACUCAGUUUCCUCAUCUAAGGGACAUAUUGAUGGAUCGAGGAAUGAGACUGAUGAAGAUAGUGUCAGACAUGGCUGGAUCCUCUUCAUGCUGUUCAUUCUACUUCAGUUAAAUACAAGAAGCUCGACUGUAAAUGACCAAGAGUUCAAACAGUAUAUUGAUCAUUUGGGAGAGAAACUUACUGUAAUUAUUAUAGAGGAGACAUGUUGAAACCACAUCUGGACUGUUUUAUAAAGAGAAUCUUUCCACAUUCAUACUGAAUGGAUUAUUAGUAUAUUAGUCAUAUAAUAUUAGUUAUAAGUUUAUACAUGUAAGCACAGAUCAUUGAUCAGCUGUGACUGUUACUAGAAAUCUCCUGAUGGUGAAUGUUAUCAAAUGCUGCCACACAUGACAGAUAAUCCAGUGGGCACAGUGUUACUGGCCUUCAGUGUGGAGGGGGGGGGCAGCUCUUCUGUUAUCUGGGUGUUGGCUCCGGCCCACAGUAGCCUGUGUUCCUCAAUCAAGUUGCAGCAGAAACCGACUAACGUCCCCCCCCCCCCUAUCUCUGUUUGACAAAGAAGCUUCAUCAUUGACAAGAAGUAACAGAAACCUUCAGUUAGAGUCUCUGCAGCAGCUGUUCUUUUUGGCGGGUUUGUCUGAUCAUGUGAUUUCAGAGAAACAGAAGUGAAAGUGAAGCUGAUCAGACAGACUGAGCUCAGCUUCACGCAGCUUCUCCAACCAGCAGAAUCUGUCCUGAACAUCAGCAGACUGUUAAACUCCUGCAGCUGGAAAACUUUCUGACUGAAGUUUCAUUUACAAUCAAAGCCAAAAGCUCAACUCGUUCAACAGACGCUCAGUUUGGAGAAACCUCCUGAAAAUGGCCUCAAGUACAAAAAGAAGAAGACUGAGUAAAGAAAUGCCGCCAGAUUUGUCAGAAUUAAUGAACAAACUUACUGAACAUGCUGCUUCAUUCAUAAGACUGUUUGAUAACGAUGAACCAAAGAUGAGAGACAUUGUAAGAAGGUUCCAGAAGAUCGCUGCUGAAGUAAGAAAGAACCAGGAGACAACAGAUGGAGCCAGAACAGCUGGAACUGUUGGUGGAGGAGUCGGUGUUGGAGUUGGACUCUUGGCCCUUCUAGCAGCUCCGCUCACUGGAGGGGCGAGUUUAGCAGUAGCAGCAGUAGCAACAGGAGCAGGAGCUGUUGGAGGAGCAGCUACUGUAGUUGGUGCAAACAUAUCAAAAAUAAUGACAGAGAAAGGAAGUGCAGAGAAAGUAGAAAAACUGGGAAAAGAAUUCAUGGAGAUUGUUGAACCGCUGAAGAACAAGCUGCAGGAAAUCAAGACGACGUGUGAAAAGUUGGAGCAAAGAUCAACUGAAGCUCUGACUGACGACACUCUGUCAGACAUGGAAGAGUUUCACAUGAUUCUUAGACGGGUGUCUAAACUGAAAGAGAAGAGUAAAGACAUGUUGGUUACAGUUCUAGAGGGGAUGGGUAUAAUAGGUAACCUGGUAACGCUCCUUGUAAGAGUCAUCAGAGUCACUGCGACUCCUGAAGAGGAUAAAAAGUUGAGAGACUCCAUCCUCCAGUCAGCUGAUCAGUGUCAGAAGGUCGUUGAUGAGUUUGAUAAGAUGAAGAACGAACUCAGAAACUUCACAGAAAGUAAAGAGAAGAAAUAAACAAGCUGCAGGAUGAAGAAACACAAAGACUGUGAUGAUGAACAGUUGGUAUUUUAACAUUUUCAAGAGUAAAGACUAAAAACCAGUAAAGACUAGAACCAGUAAAGACUAGAACCAGUAAAGACUAGAACCAGUAAAGACUAAAACCAGUAAAGACUAGAACAAGUUAAGACUAGAACCAGUAAAGACUAGAACCAGUAAAGACUAGAACCAGUAAAGGAUGGAUGAUGAAUCAUCCUUCUUCUUCUUCUUCUGCUGCUUUUAUCUCUGCAGUCGUGAUUUUUGAGGGAAGCUGCAUCUUUCUGUCGUCUGAAUUGAUCAGAAACUGUAAAAAUUUGUAAAAUAUGUUUGUGGAUUUAUCAAACCAGUGUUUAAUGUUACUGUGUUUUACAACCAUUCAUUAGUUUGAUAUGAUGGAAAUUCAAUCUCUGCUUCACAUAUUAUUGCAUUUGAUUUAUUUGAUAUUAAACAGUGUGAGUGUUUGAUUUAGCUGAAGUUUGAUUACUAUGAUAAUGUUUCCUUAAUAGAUUUAAUUACAGAUUAGCAAAUACAGGAUUAUUGAUUUUAUUCUGUAUUUUAUGUGGUUAAUCAAUAAUGCAGUCUCUAAAUGUUCUCAGUGUUUCGUGAUGUGUUGACGACAUUGACGACAGAAUGAGUGAAUGUUUAAUUUGCAGAUAAAGUUGGAAACCAGUUUACUGUCCACACAAAGGAAUUAAUCAAUAAUCAAUGAGGUCCCUCAAAAGAUCAUCAAAGGAUCCUCUUCCUCCAAAAACACCUGCUAGACUCUAAGAAGCUUCUUCUUCUUCUUCUUCUUCUUCUUCUUCUUCUUCUUCUUCUGUGCUUUUCAGGCUUUGUUGUUGUUUUUUAUGACUGAGAGCUGAAAACUCCAGAAAGAGACUCAACUAAAAAACAAAAGACAGCAAAGAUGCUUCAAACCGUCUGACUGUUGAAUAAUCUGUUAUUUUAAUCUGUUAUUCUUAUCGUAGUUAAACUUUUUAAAGACUCUUGUGAUUAGUUUAGAGCUCCAUGUGUCCGACUGUGCAGCCUGACAGUGAACGCACCGAGACUGAGACUCAGAAGGGAAACAUCCACCUCGCUUCUGUCUCAGAGUCGAUACAACAACUCUUCAAAAUCACAUUUUAUUGGCUCUAGUUAGAGUCUUGGCCCCUCACUGUGUUUUUGACUCGUUUUUGAUAACAUUCAUUUAUUUUAGUUGUAUAUAUGUACAGUAUAUAUAUAUAUAUGUGUGUGUGUGUAUAUGCUUACUGGUUCCCAGUCAUCCCUGUUCCUCGGUAGUUAAAGUCGUUGUAUUUGUUCCUUUAUAUCACAGAUGGAGAUCACUGUAAUCAUGACUUUCACAUAUAAUUCAUUUAAUUAUUCUUCCUCCUAAUUAUUAAUAAUUAAUGAAUGGACGGAGGUGGUGCCUCUAUAAUUUUACCAGUGCAUCUUAUUAAUCUGCAGGUGUCGUGUUAUUCCUCCAUAUAACCCAAAACUAAACAGACUGCUGAUAGAUAUCAGAGAAGCAGCUCCAUAAAUAAACAGAAAACUUUCCUGAUAGAACUUCUUUCUGCACUGCUGCUGCUUUUAAAAUGUUGUAUUUUACUUACUUUACUUUUUAUUAUUAUUAUCAAGUGGUUU
This is a messenger RNA of Thunnus maccoyii (southern bluefin tuna), 4196 nucleotides long. RefSeq lists its product as uncharacterized. Gene Ontology annotation, biological process: lipoprotein metabolic process; lipid transport. Gene Ontology annotation, cellular component: membrane; extracellular region. NCBI's taxonomy places the organism in Eukaryota, Metazoa, Chordata, Actinopteri, Scombriformes, Scombridae. The transcript has 2 exons. The record is from RefSeq and is a predicted model, not a curated record. Bases 1758 to 2558 code for a protein of 266 amino acids. Gene Ontology annotation, molecular function: lipid binding.